Hylaeus volcanicus is the source of this 4051-nucleotide messenger RNA. RefSeq names its product zinc finger protein 761-like. Lineage: Eukaryota; Metazoa; Arthropoda; Insecta; Hymenoptera; Colletidae. The record is from RefSeq and is a predicted model, not a curated record. Bases 1425 to 3152 code for a protein of 575 amino acids. The transcript is spliced from 4 exons.
UCUGAUAAAAUAAUAAUUAUUACUGCAAUGGAUACACGCUUGUAUUGAUUUUAUUCAAGUAACACAAACAGAUAACCUAAUUUGCAUGAAAACAACGUUUAAUUUUCAUUGACAGUAUAUAUUAUCUUUUUUAAAUUUGAUUUCGUUGAUUCAUUUCACACAAGCGCACGAAAGCAUUUACUCUGGGAAGACUUGUUUCGAUUACACGCGUCGAGAGCUUACAGUAAAAAGUAAAAAUGCAAUUUGACGUACGGAAACAUAAAUGACCUAUGCCAUUAAUCUAUAACGUAAAUCAACAACACUAUCACUUUAUUUUUUCAACUAAAUUAUGUGCUCACUUUCGUCUUCAUCUUCCGAUAUCUUUGAUGUUCAACUACCGCCAAGAAAAAUCGAUAGAUCAAACAAUCGAUCUAAAAUCUCGUCGAAGUCAGACGUGAAUGUAGUCAUCGAUGCAAUGGAGUGUGUAUACAAUGUAUACUUUUAAUCGUGGAACCGGUUUAUUACUUCUUAGUUAUGUUAGUAAUAUUUACAUUUAUUAACGUUGAAGGACUUCUGAGAUUUCAUUCGAAACAUAACCCACGAUCCCUUUGUUUUCGUCUCGUUUAAACAGUAUAUUUUCUAUUGUCGAAUACGAGGAUAUGUAUGUGCGUGAUGGAUGAAAGUUCACUUAAAAAGCUCGGUGGUAGUCUUGAAAUAAUAAAUAAUAGUACUAAUUACACGUUAGUUAUGUCACUUGAAUUGUGUUACUGUAAAAGUCGAUGUAAAAGUGUUAAAAUGUGAGAGGAUUUGUACCUGGGAUUUUAAGUCCAAGCGUCCACUGAAUCUUGGUCAACAGGGCUAGGUAAUGAUUCAUUUGUUUAUUAUAAAUUUUAUAUUAUUAUAAUUUCAAUCAUAAUUUCUUUUCCUCUCUAAUGAGCUAUUAAGACGUCUUCUUAGUUGCAUUUUGUAAUAAAAAGUUAAAAAGAAUGAUGUUGUUAAAAACCUUAUUAUCUGUUUUUAUAUUAUAUUUUGUAGUUUAUAAAUAGAUGAAUCAUAGUAUAAUAAUAGGAAUGUUCUUUUUGCCCUUCUCAGUGUUUUAUUAUUCAUGUAAUGUUGCUUUUUACCUUCUUUUAUAGUUACAUUUUCUUAAUUGUUUGUUUUUACGUCAUAUUUUGUAGCUCUAAUGAACGGUAUAAAUUUAAUUAAAAUGCAUAAAUAGAUGAAAUUUAUGAAAAAGUAAUUGGAUCAUGCAGGAAGAAAGGGAUAAAAAUGUUGAAGAAAUCAAACAGAUUUCUCAGCUCUGAAUGUAAUGAAAAUGUUUAGAAUAUUGACUAUGAAAAUUGGAAGAAUACUUAUCCAGGAACAGGUUUACUCUCUGUAGAAGAAGAUAGAAGGCAGGAUUAAUUUUACGGAGUUAACAUAAUUCAGAAAGAAAGCAUAAAAAGAUGAAUAACUCUGAAAUUGUUAAGGCAUCCACUCGUACAGUUCCUAACAUAUUAAAAAACAAUUUGAAAUGGCACAGAACUCUUGUGAAAGUACCAAUAGAAACACAUACAGCUCUUAACACAGAACAAGGUGCACAGGUUUCAUUAGAUAAUCUUAGAAAAAAAAUGGUUAAAACGGAAGUUAAAUGUAGAUCAUCUACCAAAAGAAAACAAAAAUACAGUUUCAAGGAUAUAUGGUAUGAAUUGCCCAAUUGGGAUAUUCACUCGUUUCUUGAUAAUAAAAAGAAAAGUUUAAACAAAAAUUUAUUUCCAUCAGCAAAAUUAAAAGCCUCUACACAAAAGCAAAUGUUAAAACAUCUUACUAAAAGACGUCAUAAAAAACAUGAUGUAUCUGUUUGUAACACUGAACAGAAAAAAGAUUUGACAUCCUCAAUAUCACAUGACUUGUCCAAAGAAAUCAUUCCUGAGUUUCGCAUAUUCCCUGCCUCCCAGAAGAAUGAUCUCAACGAUCUACAGAUUCCAAUUGACUUCUCAAGCAAUGAAAUAUUUAGUGAGUUCAACUAUGAAUCAUAUGGACUUAGCAAUUUAAAUUACCUCACAGAUUACACAAUAAGUUUAGAUGAAACACAUAAUUCAUUGAGUACAACCCAUGAUAGUGACAUUUCUGAAAAGAAAUAUGACAUAAAUGGUAACGAGCUUGAUAUACAUGAGACAUAUUUGAUACAAGACAAACAGAGUGAUGAAGAAGUUUCACCAGAUCAAUCUUUAACAUCUUCAGAAUAUUGGUGCAAAGAAGUACCAAUUUUCAGUAAUAAAAAGUUCAAUUUUUCAUCAGAGUUUUGUUGCAGUCACUGUCUAGAUGACUGUGUUUCAAACUGGGUAACAACCAGUGAAGCAAACAACAAUAUUCGUAUGAAAAAUAAAGUAUUAUCAGGAAUUUCUGAGAAACAGUCAAUUAUUUCAAAUAAUAGCAUAGCUGAUCAAGAGAACUUCAAUUGUUCAAAUUCACAUACUACAGAGACCUAUGCAUAUUCCACUGAUGAUAGUUUAGAUGGAGAAUGCAGUGAACAAUAUUCGUGUUCUCUAAUGAGUGAAACUCAAACUUGUUUCAAAAGUCCAUUAGAAAAUAUCGUAAUAACAGACUUGUAUGGUGAGACAGACAUACAAGAGAAUAUAUCUACUGAAACAUCAAACACAGUCCAACAAGAGGAAUGUAACGAACUCAGUAACGAUAACAAUGUAUUUUCCUCAGAGUUCGAUUGUGACUCACGGUUCCGUAAUUCCGCAGAGCAAGGGACAAAUAAUAAUUAUACGAAUAUAUUGCUAACAGAGGAGAAUAUAAGUUAUAAUAAAGAUAAAAAUGGAUAUCAAUGUUUAUUAUGUCCCAUAUCAUUUUCAACCGCUCGCGCAAUGGCGAUGCAUCAAGCUGGGGCACACGGAGGUACUUACAUAAUACGUUGCGAAAGCUGCGGUAGGCUUUUCAAUCAGAAAUAUCAUUUCAACAGGCAUUUCAUUCAUUGCGGUCGCUUGAAAGAGCCAUACAAGUGCGACAUGUGUAUAAAAAUAUAUAGGCACAAAUCAUCCUUAACUCAUCAUUUAAAAACAGCUCACCAUGUUCAUUAUAGUCAUAAUCGUUCGGCAACAUUUAUCUGCACCGUAUGUAAAAAGAUAUAUUGUAAAUUUGGUGCCUUCGAGAAUCAUGUAAAACAACAUAAGACUAUGUGGUAAGUGGAAUUACGACGACAUGCAUCUGAUGCUAAUGUAUUUUUUAAUUCAUUUUCUCGCGAUAAUAAAAUUAAAGUUAUAUGAACUGUUUCCUCGAUUUUAGAUGUACGACGCAGGAUACAGGUGCCAUAUAAAAUAUAUAAACAAAUAUACAGAUUAUACGAAUGUUUAAUUCAUAUAUCGACGUUUAUUUAGGAUGUUGCUUAUUUGGAUAUUUUAUUUCGAGACAGUCAUAUUAGUAUUAUAAUUAUGAUAGAUUUUGGUAGCGUUUAUUUUUUAUGAUUUUUAGAGAGGAAUGCAUUUAUGCAUUCGGCGACCUAAUCAUUUAUAAAACUUGACCAUCGUUUUGUGUACUUAGUAGUUUAGAUUUAGGUAGCGUUUACCUCGUGGAUUCCUAAUUUUUAUAUCUUUAUAAUUUGUUUUGUUAUCAGGGUAGGAAAUGUUCCUAAAUACUUUUUUUAUUCAAUCCGACAAAGAAACGUUAUUGCCAAUUUUAGUUUUCGUUAUACGUAAUUAAUACGUAAGUAGUGUUCGUUAGUGCGAUAUUUCAAUGUAAUUUUAUCGAACAUUGACACUUAGAAUGCUCAGAGUUUAACGUUUUAUUUUUCAAUAUUUGGACUUAAUAGUUAUACGAUGUUAAGAUAAGUAGAACGUAAGUGUCGCUGUUACCAAAUCAAAGAAAAGGUUUUUUUAUAUUUCUUCACACUAUUUGUACUCCAUUACGAUACCAAAGUGUUCGUUAAUUUAAUUUAGGUAUAAAACAAAUUUUCAUGAUGGUAUUAUUACGUAGUAAUUGUUUAAGUUUCGUCUGUAAUUAACUACAGAAAAUAUUCAAGUGUACCAAAGCGGUGUUUUAUUUUGAUAAAUAUAUAAUUUUAUUUUUCAUUCAAUAACACGUUGUA